Drosophila takahashii is the source of this 1262-nucleotide messenger RNA. RefSeq lists its product as uncharacterized. Lineage: Eukaryota; Metazoa; Arthropoda; Insecta; Diptera; Drosophilidae. The record is from RefSeq and is a predicted model, not a curated record.
UAUCUCUUAAAUUCAGGGGUAAAAAUUUAUUAAGUGAUUUUAGAGCGAUGAAAGUACCAAAAACUCCCGAUUGGGUUUCCACAUUGUCCCUCAACCAGGCGGUUGCCUCCAUCCUGGGGGAAGGACACCACAUCGUGACGGUCAUUCCAAGCAUUAACCACAUCCAAUUCCGCAACUGCACGGUCCUCGUUCCCAUCCGGGUAAAGGUCCAGUUGCCGGACUUCACGGUGAAGAAGUUAUCCUUUGUGCUGAAGGCUCCGCAUGGCAGCGACUUUCAGGCCAGGGUGAUGAGUCAGCUGAAGAUGUUCACGCGGGAGCACCAGGUCUACCACAAUCUUCUGCCCAAGCUGGAGCAGCUCUACAGGGAGGCGGGCAAGGCGAUAUCCUUUGGACCGAGGACUUUCAGGCUGGACCACGCAAUCGGAGUUCAGUACAUCCUGAUGGAGGACCUCAAGACCCGGGGAUUCCGAAAUGUGGAGCGACACGAGGGAUUUAAUGAAGAGUGCCUGAAGCAAGUGCUCAAGAAACUGGCCCAGCUGCAUGCCGCCUCCGUAGUGUUUGUGGAAAAGAAUGGAGCCUUCGGCAAACUUCUGGCCAACGGAGUCUACACAACGGCCAACCGAUCCGUUCUCCGGGAGCUAAACGAUCCGGAUACAUUUCUCUCCCAGCUGCGAAGGUGGCGCAUGGGCGACCAUUUCCACAAGCGAUUCGUGGAGAAGGAGCAGCACCUGGUCGAUCGGAUAUUGGAGCUCCAUGCCCCCAAUCCCGAGCAGUUUAACGUCCUCAAUCACUGCGACUGCUGGGUGAACAACGUAAUGUUCAAGUUUGACGAUAUCGGUCAAGUGGAAGAUACCGCCCUGCUGGAUUUCCAGGUGGUCAAGUAUGGCUCUCCGGCCAUUGAUAUUUACUUUACCAUCCUUUCAUCCGCCGAGAAGGACAUCAAGCUGGUCCAGUUUGAUGAUAUGGUGCAGUAUUAUUUCUACCACUUACUGGAUAAUCUCAAAGUUCUGAAUUGUCAAGGCACCCUACCGCAGCUGCAGGAUAUUCGUGAUUCCCUAAAUAAGAAUUGCCUGGCUGCCUAUGUGGUGGUGACCCGGGCUCUGCCCAUUGCGAUGAUGAGUCAGUUCGAGGACGAGGUCAACGAACGAUAUGCCUCCAAAAUGAAGUGUGCCAUGUUCACCAAUCGAAAAUACAUCCAGGCGAUGAAGGAAAUUCUGCCCUGGAUGGAGGAGCGCUUACUGCUCAAUUAGGUCUAAAUAAAA